Molecule: messenger RNA, 694 nt
Organism: Morone saxatilis (striped sea-bass)
Lineage: Eukaryota; Metazoa; Chordata; Actinopteri; Moronidae
Source: RefSeq, a predicted model, not a curated record
GUUCUUUCAAAGUGGUGUGGGUGUGGAUGGUGAUUCUGAUUCAAAGCUUGGAUGCAGCACAUGCACCAAAAACCGCCGGUUUUUCAUGCAAGCCAAAAGAGCAGACAGCCCUCACCAAAAGUCUAGUUAAAGACUGCUUGACAAGUUUUGAUGCAGCCAAUGGGAAGCACCUUGGCACUUGGUCCCCAGGCUUCCCUGAGCUCGAGGUCAACGAGACCUCUACUCUCAAUUGGUCAAAAGUUCAGUGCAGCCUCUCCUUCAUGGCUCAGGGCCUAGAGGAAGUCCUGGAGGACCAGGUGAAACACCUGAAUACCGAAGAUGUUUCACUUCACAAGAAGCUCAGGGACACCAUCACCAGGGUCAGAAGCCUCACAGUGUGCGUGAAGAAAAUUUUCGGAGGGGAAUGCUCCCCAAAACCACCUCCACCAAAGAUGCCCAGGCAUGCGUUUGAUAGGAAGCAGUGGAGUCACACUCUGUUAAAGACAGCCGGAGACUAUCUGGACUGGCUGAAGUCUAAGCUUGGGGAACAACUUUUAAAGGUCAAAGGGCAAAAUAAGAUAAAACCUACAGCUACUGGGGCUACACGUCAGAUGUACUUGGAGGGGAGUGGAUACCUUUUGUAAUUUUUUUUUUCAACACAAGUUCAUCUCAGUUUGUGAUACAGGCAUGAAAACAGUUUUUUUCUGUUCUUAUU